AUGUCCACCGUUGUCGAAGCCGAGCGACUGUUCAAGAACAAGCAGAGCGGACAGGCCGAGAAUGUCCUGAUGAGUAUCAUCUCACAAGCAGCUGAUACCAAGGAUGACAGUAUCUUACGAGAAAAAGAAUUGGCUUUGAUUAGAUUGGGGCAAUACUAUCGAGAUUCAAAGAACCCCGAAGGAUUGGCCGCGGCCAUCAGAUCCUGCCGAUCAUUCAUGUCGGCGAUCGCAAAAGCCAAGACUGCAAAGCUAGUCAAGACCCUGAUCGACUUUUACUCUCAAGCGCCACUCAACGAACACCCCAGUUCCUCACAAACUCAAAUCGUCAUCACCAGGGAAAAUGUCGAGUGGGCUCGCACCGAAAAACGUGUUUUCCUUCGUCAGAAUCUCGAAAUCAAACUCUGCAGUCUUCUGUUUGAGUACCAACAGACUAAAGAGGCACUUGCCUUGAUCGCUAACCUCUUGAAAGAACUCAAAAAACUGGAUGACAAGAUGAUUCUCACUGAAGUCCACCUACUCGAAAGCAGAAUCAGACAUGCUCUCUCGGAUCCACCAAAGGCUAAGGCGGCUUUGAUUUCUGCUAGAACAGCCGCCAAUUCAAUUUACUGUCCACCCCUGCUUCAGGCACAGUUGGAUAUGCAGUCAGGUGUUUUGCACGCAGAAGAGAAGGAUUACAAGACGGCCUAUUCAUACUUUUUCGAAGCGCUCGAGGGGUUGGCGACUCAAGACGACCCACGAGCCUCUUUAGCAUUGAAGUGCAUGUUGAUGUGCAAAGUGAUGCUGAAUUUGCCCGAAGAUGUGUCAAGUAUCCAAGGCUCCAAACUCGCUCGAAAGUAUGCAGGCCGAGGGACCGAGGCCAUGCAGGCAAUCGCCAAGGCCCAUGAGAAUAGGAGUCUGGCCGAUUUUGAAGAAGCUUUGAAGGUAUAUAAAGCCGAAUUGUCGGAUGACCCGAUCGUUCGCAACCAUCUGGCCGCCCUGUAUGAUACACUCCUCGAACAGAACCUAAUACGAAUCAUUGAACCCUAUUCAAGAAUCGAGUUAAGUUACGUCGCUGAACAAGUCAAGCUACCGUUGCGAGACGUCGAGGCGAAAUUAUCGCAAAUGAUACUCGACAAGGUUUUUGCAGGAAUCUUGGACCAGGGCGAAGGCUGCUUAGAAAUCUUUGAAGAGGUUAAAAAUGAAAAGAUGUAUGAUUACUCUCUAGACACUUUCAAACAGAUUGGUAGCGUCGUCGAAUCCUUGUACGCUAAGGCUCAGAAGCUAGGCCGGUAG
Puccinia triticina is the source of this 1272-nucleotide messenger RNA. RefSeq lists its product as uncharacterized. The record is from RefSeq and is a predicted model, not a curated record. Gene Ontology annotation, biological process: ubiquitin-dependent protein catabolic process. Gene Ontology annotation, molecular function: structural molecule activity; protein binding. The coding region runs from base 1 to 1272 and encodes 423 amino acids. The transcript is spliced from 7 exons. Gene Ontology annotation, cellular component: proteasome regulatory particle, lid subcomplex. Lineage: Eukaryota; Fungi; Basidiomycota; Pucciniomycetes; Pucciniales; Pucciniaceae.